Messenger RNA from Erigeron canadensis, 1125 nucleotides. Its product is annotated as delta(3,5)-Delta(2,4)-dienoyl-CoA isomerase, peroxisomal. The transcript is spliced from 2 exons. Lineage: Eukaryota; Viridiplantae; Streptophyta; Magnoliopsida; Asterales; Asteraceae. Gene Ontology annotation, molecular function: delta(3,5)-delta(2,4)-dienoyl-CoA isomerase activity. Bases 73 to 894 code for a protein of 273 amino acids. The record is from RefSeq and is a predicted model, not a curated record. Gene Ontology annotation, cellular component: peroxisome.
GUUAAGGAAACUAGUGUAUAUAUAAUCCGAUUUCUGUUGACAAAAAACUGGUAAAAUAAAAGGAGAAAGAAAAUGGAGAAAUACAGCAGCCUAGAAAUCGAUUCAUCAUCAUCAUCGGGGGUGUGCACGGUCUACCUAAACAGGCCACGUCAGAGCAACGCACUCUCACCAGAAUUCUUUGAUGAAUUCCCAAAAGCCCUUUCCUCUGUUGACCAAAACCCCAACGUUUCCGUCAUCAUCUUAUCCGCCAAAGGAAACCAUUUCUGCGCCGGCAUCGAUCUCAAAGCCCUCUCCUCACUUACCGCUUCAAAUCACUCUGACCGUGGUCGCUUCGGUGAAAAGAUCCGGCGUGAUAUAAAGCAUAUGCAGGACGCCAUCACGGCCAUCGAGAAGUGUAGGAAGCCCGUGAUCGCCGCCGUUCACGGUGCUUGUAUCGGCGGCGGGGUUGAUAUCAUAACCGCCUGUGAUAUCAGGUACUGCACACAAGAUGCGUUGUUCUCUGUGAAGGAAGUGGAUCUGGCGAUCACAGCUGAUCUGGGGUCGCUUCAGAGGUUGCCUGCCAUCGUUGGAUAUGCAACCGCUAUGGAACUGGCUCUGACUGCCAGGUCUUUUUCCGGUUCAGAGGCUAAAAAAUUGGGACUUGUUUCUGAAGCUUUUGCUUCUAAACAAGACUUGUAUCGGGCUGUUAUGUCCAUCGCACAGGGGAUUGCUGCAAAAUCUCCGCUUGCUGUGACAGGGACGAAAACAGUGCUGCUAAAGAGUAGAGAUAUGUCGGUGGAUCAAGGUUUGGAAUAUGUUGCUACUUGGAACUCUGCAAUGAUGUUAUCAGAUGAUUUAAAGGAGGUAGCAUCAGCACAAGUUCAAAAGAGAAAACCUUCAUUUUCCAAGCUUUAAUUCAUAUCGUCUUGGUUUCAUGUCUUUGUAAUCAGUGGUUAUAUGUUGUAUGUUAGACACCCAAAAGGUAAAGGUAAUGUGUUUUGAAGCCUUAAAAUUGAAUUGUUGGUUAUUGUGUAAUGAGUCACAAAUAUGGGGACUUCUUUUUUACUAUGUUACUUUGAUGUGUUUAUGAAACUACACGUCCUCCCUCAACACCCUUUGUGGAGCGACCCUAUAUUAAAACUUAAA